CCCGGCCCCGUUGCCGCCAUGUCGGCGCUGUGCGACCCCCCCGGUACCGGCAGCCCCCCCCGGCCCCCGCUCAGCGCUCAGGAGCUGUCCCAGGAGAUCAAAGCCUUCCUGAGCGGCCUGGACCCCGUCCAGGGCACCCCCCUGUCCCCCCCAGCCCACGCCCGCUGCGCCCUGCGCCUGCUGCGCUGCCUCCCCCCCGCCCGCCACGCCGCCCUGCAGCACCUGCGCAGCCUCUUCGACGAGCAGGUCUGCUCCCACCUCCUGCAGCGCGACUCCUCCGCUCCUCCUCCUCCUCCUCCUCCUCCUCUUCCUCCUCCUCUUCCUCCUCCUCCUCCUCCCAAACCCUGCCCGGGCGCCGAGGUGCUGCAGGAGGUUCGUCGCUCUCUCACCGAGCUGGUGGCCGCCAACCCUCGUGCGUGGGCUCCCGGCGUGGCGGCGUGGGCCAGCGAGCUGAUGGGGCAGCUGAGCAGCAAAUACGCCGGGAGGCCCGGGGUGCCUCCGGCCAGCAGCCUCAACGAGCUGCUGCAGCUCUGGAUGUCCUGCCCGGCCACCAGAGCGCUGCUGGACAUCUACAGCCAGUGCCUGGCCGCCAUGGUGGGCAGCUGCCCCGACGCCUGCGUGGACGCGCUGCUGGACACCUCGGUGCAGCACUCGCCGCAUUUCGACUGGGUGGUGGCUCACGUGGGCUCCUCUUUCCCCGGCACCAUCAUCAGCCGCGUGCUCUCCUGCGGUCUCAAGGAUUUCUGCGCUCACGGCGGCGGCGGUGCCGGCGGCGAAGCGGCGGCGCCGGGCACGGCGGGCGAUAAACGGGUGCCCAAAAUCGCCUCGGUGGUUGGGAUCCUGGGUCACCUGGCGUCUCGGCACGCCGGCAGCAUCAAGCAGGAGCUGCUGAGGAUGUUCCACGAGAGCCUGGGCUCGUCCCGCGAGCACCACAAAGCCACGGUGCCCUUCCUGCUGCAGCUGGCGCUGAUGUCGCCGGCGCUGCUGGCCACGGUGUCGCCGGAGCUGGUGGACUCGCUGAAGCCGCCGGUGCUCAACCAGCUGCACCAGCACUUCUCCUCCGUGCCCAGGGAGGAGCUGGAGGGCGUGGUGGGCGUGGUGGUUCACCUGCUGUGCCACACCUCUGCCGGGGCGCUGCGCACCCUGCGCUUCCUGCUGGCCACGGCCGCGCCCGCCUCCGUCAUCACCGCGCCGGGGCCGGCGCUGCACGAGGGCGUCCGCGAGGCCUGCGAGCGCCUGCUGCAGCUGCUGCUGCUGCACCUGCAGAAACUGGUGCACGGCCGCGGUUCCGGCAGCCUGGCCGAGUGCCCGGCGCGGCCGGUGCCGUUCCUGGACGCGCUGCGGCCGCACGUGCGGGAGCUGUGCCUGGACGCGCUGCGGCUGGAGCGCAAGCGCUGCCUGUGGCAGCACCAGCUGCUGGCGCUGCUGGCGGUGCAUUCGGCGCCGCACGGCGCGGCCGAGGCGCUUUUCUUCCUGCUGGCGCUGGCCAGGACGCCGGAGGAGCUGGCGCUGGCGCCGCAGCUGCACGCGGGGCUGCGCGCCGUGCUGCCCGACCCGCUGCCCGCCGCCGUGGCCGCCGCCGUGGCGCAGAUCCACGCCGGCCGCCUGCCCGAGCCGCAGCUGGCGCAGCUCCUGCGCAACCUGGCCCUGCUGCUGCAGCAGCAGCAGCAGCAGCAGCAGCACGACGGCGGCGUCGGCGACGGCGGCGAGGCCGGGGAGCCGGCGUUGGGCGCGGCGUUGGCGCGGCACCUGCCGGAUCUGGCGCAGCUGCUGCUGCACCCGCGUGCCGAGGUGGCCGAGGCGGCGUGCCGGCUGCUGGCCGCUUGCCCGCUGCCGCGAGCGCUGCCGCCGGCGCAUCUCCUGCCGGCCGUGCGCGCCGCCGUGCGCCGCUUCUUCGCGGGGCUGUGGCUGGGCGACGCCGCCGCGCUGGCCCCCGGCGUGCGGCUGCUGGCCCGGCUCAGCGCCGUCAGCCCCGCGGCCGCCAAGGCCGUGCUGGCCCAGCUGGUGGAAGGAGCUCUGGGCGGCCGCAACGCCGAGCUCUUCGGCGGCACCGCCGAGCCGCCGGGCCACGAGGCGGCCGCGCCGGUGCCGCCGGCCGUGUCGCUGCUGGACACCAACCGGCGCUUCACCGCCGGCCUCAACACCUCCGGCGGCGUCUGGUCCGUGUUCCACGCCGGCGUCAUCGGCCGCGGGCCCAAACCGGCGGCCGGCGGCGGCCAACGCGGCCCCGAGGAGCUGAGCCGCAACACCCAAACCUUCCUGAGCCUGGUGCUGCGCUGCUGCCGCGGCACCGGCCCCGCCGUGGGCGCCGAGGCCGCCAAAGCCGUGGCCGCCGCGUUGGUGGAGGCCGUUUGCCCCGAAGCCGCCGGCGCCGAGCUGGCCUGGCCACCGGAAGAGCUGGCCCGGGCCACCGUGGAGCGCGACCUUCGCAUCCUGCGGCGAUUCCGCCAGCACCCCCUCCUCUUCCCGCUGCUGCGGCUGGUAGCCGGCGGCCACCCCGCUCUGUGCUACUGCUCCGUGCUCCUCAGGGGGCUGCUGGCCAGCUUGGUGGCCCACUGGGACGCUUGCCGGGCCAGCAGCACGGUGGCCUCGCCCUGGCACCUGCGGGCGUCGUGCGCUCUGGUGGCGCUGCUGGCCGAGGGCUCGUUGUUGCCGCCGGUUUUGGGGAACAUGCACGAGCUGUUCCCGGAGUUGGCUCCUUUCGAGGUUCACCUGUUGCUGCUCAGCGUUUGGGGCUACCUGAGAGAGAACAGCCCCUUGCCACAGAAAUUCACCUUCCAGCCCGAGCUGGGCGUGUUCCGCAGGGAUUUCGGGAGGGAUGGGGAUGUGGGGAAGCACCUGGCGGUGCUGCACAGCGUCCUGCACAGGAAUAUCCACAGGUUGGGGCUGUUGGCGGGGAGGUUUUAUCCCUGAGAGGGAU
Molecule: messenger RNA, 2920 nt
Organism: Poecile atricapillus (Black-capped chickadee)
Lineage: Eukaryota; Metazoa; Chordata; Aves; Passeriformes; Paridae
Gene: INTS5
Product: integrator complex subunit 5
Exons: 2
Coding region: 19-2913 (964 amino acids)
Biological process (GO): snRNA 3'-end processing
Cellular component (GO): integrator complex
Source: RefSeq, a predicted model, not a curated record